Messenger RNA from Carassius carassius (crucian carp), 3327 nucleotides. Its product is annotated as glutamate carboxypeptidase 2-like. The record is from RefSeq and is a predicted model, not a curated record. Gene Ontology annotation, molecular function: carboxypeptidase activity. Lineage: Eukaryota; Metazoa; Chordata; Actinopteri; Cypriniformes; Cyprinidae. The transcript has 19 exons. Bases 681 to 2894 code for a protein of 737 amino acids.
UUCGCCAUUGAGCAAUAGGUCUAGCUGCUGACCACACAACAAAUUAAUUCCGUUUACCGACAUUUGCACUUUACUUUUACUAAUAUUAUUAGAGAUUAACUGAAAUUGUAAUAUUUUAGGAGUCACUUUGUGCACGUUUGUAUAUUACGUGUGUGAACUACAGACAUGAAUUCUGACUGAACCGGCGAUUUUAGAAUCUUUAGAAUCAUUCUUCUGAAUCGAUUCAUUUGAAGUGGCAAGCAGGUCACUUUUAGUACAAAUACAACCUUUGGCCAUGUAUUGGUAUAAUACAAAUAACCACCGUCUGAAACAACCAAUGUAACUGAAUCAAUGUGAUUAAGAGUGAAAAACUGAAAACAACACGAGUUAAACGUGAGUGUUCUUGCUCACCAAACUGGUUUCAAAUAGUCAGAAUUUGAUAGCUUCUUAGAGAUUUUUGGUAAUAACUAACCAGAUAAGUCUAAUUUAUGUAGUUAUAUUUCCGAAGGAACGCGUAAAAUGCUGCACGGCAACUUUUAUUUUGCUUAAUAAAUCAAGCGAAUUGGUGAAUCAUUUUCACUCAAACGAAUCGAUUCGCUACAAUGAACUAAUGAACACAAGCCAACCAAGAAUCGCCUACAUUUCUCGCCUCCUAGAACUAGUUCCCAACUUCCAACGCGUUAUGUGUGGUGCUUAAUCAAAUGGGUUCUGAGGACAAAUUAAUCAAUUGGAUCUGCCGGUUUACGGCAAUCACGGCUUUCUUCUUGAUUGGCUUUAUUAUUGGUUGGUUUGCUCGACCUAGUACUGUCAAUCAUGGACAUGUAUCAAAAAGCUUCCUGCACGACUUUCUAGAUGAGAUGCAGGCAGAGAAUAUUAAACACCAUCUCAGGAAGUUCACAAGGUUGCCACACCUGGCCGGAACUCAGCAGAAUCUGGAUCUGGCGGUACAAAUCCGGGCUGAAUGGAUGGGGUUUGGGCUGGACUCAGUGGAGCUGGUGCCGUACGACGUGUUGCUGUCAUACCCAAAUCAAACAAAUCCCAAUUACAUCUCCAUAGUGGACCACCUGGGAAAUGAGAUCUUUAAGACCUCUCUGGCUGAGCCGGUCCCUGAAGGUUAUGAAGAUGUUACCGAUAUCGUUCCUCCUUAUAGUGCUUUCUCUGCUAAAGGACAGCCAGAGGAUGAGCUGGUUUAUGUUAAUUACGGACGGACGGAGGAUUUCUUUAAGCUGCAGAGAGAGUUGGGAAUAAACGGUUCAGGAAAAAUCGUCAUCGCUAGAUAUGGCAAAAUCUUCCGUGGGAACAAGGUGAAGAACGCGAUGUUAGCAGGAGCUAAAGGGAUCGUGCUGUUCUCGGACCCUGCGGAUUACUGUGCAGACGGCGUGGAGCCGUAUCCCGACGGCUGGAACCUGCCAGGAGGAGGCGCUCAGAGAGGAAACGUGCUGAAUCUGAACGGGGCAGGAGACCCGCUCACACCUGGAUACCCUGCCAAAGAAUACACCUACAGAUCUGGUCUGGAUGAUGCAGUGGGGCUUCCCAAGAUUCCAGUGCAUCCUAUUGGAUAUCAUGAUGCAGUUCACUUGCUGCAGCAUAUGGGAGGGCCUCUUCCGCCGGAUAACUGGAAAGGUGCCCUUAAUGUCUCGUACCGAAUCGGACCGGGAUUCAUAGAUGGUUUUAAUCAGAAUAAAGUGCGUAUGAACAUCCACACAAACAAUCAGGUGACCCGAAUCUACAACGUGAUUGGCUGGAUCAGAGGAGCGGUGGAGCCAGACAGGUACGUGAUUCUGGGCGGUCAUCGUGACGCUUGGGUGUUCGGAGGGAUCGAUCCGGUGUCAGGAGCUGCUGUGGUGCACGAGAGUGUGAGAGCAGCUGGAAAACUCAUGAAAAAAGGUUGGAGGCCGAGGAGAUCGCUGAUCUUUGCCAGUUGGGACGCAGAAGAGUUUGGCCUGCUGGGAUCCACAGAAUGGGCAGAGGAUCACGCCAGAGUCCUGCAGCAGAGAGCCGUGGCUUACAUCAAUGCAGACUCUGCUAUUGAGGGUAUGUACACACUGAGAGUCGACUGCACUCCCUCUCUACACACUCUGGUUUAUGACAUCACCAAGAAGGUUUCGAGUCCAGAGGAGGGAGAGGAGGGCAUGAGUUUGUAUAAGAGCUGGCAUAAACGAGACAACUCCACAGAAAGAGAUGCACCGUGGAUCAGUAAACUGGGCUCUGGCAGUGAUUUUGAAGCGUAUUUCAUUAGAUUAGGCAUUGCAUCUGGAAGGGCGAGAUACACCAAAAACCGAAAAACCGAGCGCUACAGCAGUUACCCCGUGUACCACAGCGUGUAUGAGACUUACGAGAUCGUGGAGCGCUUCUACGACCCGAGUUUCCGCCGGCUGGAGGCCGUGGCCCGUGUUCGGGGAGGACUUAUCUUCAGUUUGGCCGAUUCUCCGGUCUUACCUCUGGACUGUGUGGAAUACGCCAUGUCUCUCACCAAAUAUGCCAACAGCAUCUACCAGCGUGCACUGAAACACCCUGCUGCCAUGCAGAAGUACAGCGUCUCGUUCGAUUCUCUCUUCUCGGCGGUUGAAAACUUCACGGUUGCGGCAGGAGAUUUUCACCAGCGACUUGAUCAGCUUGACACCUCGAAUGCUCUGGCCGUGCGGAUGGUAAAUGAUCAGCUGAUGUAUUUAGAGAGAGCUUUUAUUGACCCGCUGGGUUUGCCUGAGAGACCAUUUUACAGGCAUAUUAUUUUUGCGCCCAGCAGUCACAAUAAAUAUGCGGGUGAGUCUUUCCCAGGGAUUUAUGAUGCUUUGUUUGACAUUGAGAACACGGUGGACCAGCAGAAGGCCUGGGACGAGGUCAAACGUCAAAUCAGCAUCGCCUCCUUCACUGUCAACACAGCUGCCGAGACGCUAAAACCUGCCGUCAACUAGACAGCCUUCCUUUACUUCUGGAUUUCAAAACAUGCCAUGAAUACAGGGCUACAACAUGUCAGCAAAAUAGAGACUUAUUCAAGGAAUAGUUCACCAAAAAUGACAAUUUGCUGAACGUGUCCUCACCCUCAGGUCAUCCAAGAUUAGGAUGAGUUUGUUUCUUCAUCAGAUUUGUAGAAAUGUAGCAUUGCAUCAGUGUCUCAGCAAUGGAUGCUCUGCAGUGAAUGGGUGCCGUCAGAAUGAGAGUCCAAACAGCUGAUAAAAACAAGAGGAUAAUCCACAGCACUCCAGUCCAUCAGUUAAUGUCUUGAGUAGACAAACUCUGUGUGUUUGUAACAAACAAAUGUAUUAUAUGGCGUUUUAACUUCAAAACUGUUACUGACGGCACCCAUUCACUUCAGAGGAUCUAUUGGUGAGCAAGUGACGCAAUGCU